Molecule: messenger RNA, 1191 nt
Organism: Caenorhabditis elegans
Lineage: Eukaryota; Metazoa; Nematoda; Chromadorea; Rhabditida; Rhabditidae
Gene: clec-24
Product: C-type lectin domain-containing protein
Exons: 8
Coding region: 1-1191 (396 amino acids)
Molecular function (GO): carbohydrate binding
Source: RefSeq, marked reviewed
AUGUUCAAUAAAUUUUUGAAAAGGUUUACUGCUCAUUUUAGCAUCAGCACUAUAUGCGUGAUUUGUAUCACUCUUUUCACUGGCGUCACUCCACAUUUAAAUGAAUUAAUAUUCUUAUCAAUUCUUCCGAUUCCUCCAGUCAUCAAAAUGAUGCUUGGAAAAUUAAAUCGAUUCCUGCAACUUCAUUGGAUGGUUAUAUUGCUUGGGAUAAUAUUUGAAAUUUUAUUUACAAUUGGAGUUGUUCGUUUAACAUAUUUUCUGACAAAGCAGGCAUCUGUUGAAUCAAAUAAAAUCACAAGUUCUGCUAUUCAAACGAGUACUGUAUCUACUUUCUCAGGAAUAUCAACUAAAUCACAUACUUCACCUACACCCAGAUUGUUGUCCACUUCCAGCACACUCGCUUCUGGAAACCGUACUUGCACUGAUGGCUUCACUCAUAUCAAUAAUAAAUGUUGGAAGUUGGUAACUGGCCCGAAGAGUAGAGCAGAUGCAGACAAGACUUGCUAUGAUCUCGGUGGAUCGACCCUUUUUUCAAUCAGAAACGAUCAGGAAAAUCAAGCUUUGAUGGAAUUUGUGAAAGAUCAGAAAGUCGAGAACCUCUGGGCCGGAUUGAUCUGUGAUAGACAUGGACCGGCUUGGUGUACUUGGGAUCUGCAAAGCGGGACCACCGCAGUUUACAAUAAUUUUGCUGAUGGAUGGCCGAGUAACGAAGACAAAAUCUGCAAUUAUUUCAUGACUAAUGGGACGCAAGCCGGCAAAUGGGCAAGUGCAUCGUGUACUGAGACAAUGAGUUUUGUAUGUGAGCUACCAGCAACUAUUUACGAUAAUACAUGCGAAUACAACUACGACAACUAUUGCUACACUCCAUACUUUGAAUUGAAACUUUCCAGCGAGGCGCAGACGUUUUGCGCAUCAUCGGGUUCCAAUUUGGUAUCAAUUCAUUCCGCGAAUGAAAAUCGUUUUGUUUACAACAUCAUACCACCCGGUACCGAAACUUCAAUUGGUGGAGUUGCAUAUUCAGACGAUUCGCUCCUAUGGUAUGAUGGAACACCUCCACUUUUCACAAAUAUGAUACAGUUGGAAAAUGGGAAUUGUCUUUUCCUUUAUAACGACUACGUUCACUGGUUUGGCAACAAUUGUCUGACUACUAAAUGUCAUUUCGUUUGCAAGCGAAGAAUUUCGGAAAAGUAG